AUGGAGUGUGUUCUAUAUGAUAAUAGAAAUUCAAGAGAUACGUUAUGCAAUGGGGAAUUAAUAAAUGAGAAUAUAGAACCGUAUAGUUCUCAUGAUCCAAAUAACACUAAUAAUAGUUGUAAUGAGAGUAAUAGUAGUAAUGGUGGAAAGUGCAAAACUAUAUAUAAAGAAGUUGCUAGCAAUGAGCCAAAUGAAAAUAGUGAAAUUAAAAUAAAUAGCAAAGUACAUGAAAGCAACAAAUUGUCCCUGGGAAUUAAUUGUAUUAACGAUAAUAUUGUUGACAAUUUUAAAACGAUUCAAGAUUAUUCAUCUAAUAACGGGAAAAACAACAAAAAUAUGCAUUUAAAAAAAUUGCCAAAAAAUAAGGCUGAAUAUAAUUAUUUCUAUGAAGAAGGCUGUAUUAAUAGUAAGGGUUCUAAUUUAAAUGAUUCACUUAGUAAAAAAUAUUCCAAUUCAAAUAUUAUACCAGAAAAUAUUGAAAAAUUGUCUAAAAACAUAUUUAAUAAUAAUGAUACAUCUUUUAUUGCUACAACUGAAAAGAGAAGUUUUAGUAACUAUGAAAAUAAGAGAAAAAAACGAUUUAAUAAUCACGAAAAAAAAAUGCACACAUUUAUUGGUAAACAAAAAGACGAUAAUAAUUAUAAUGAUACCACCCCAAUUUAUUCGUACAAAAAUGACGAUGUCAAAGCACCCGAACAUUUCGGCAUAAGUAAUAACAUAGAUAUUAGGAAUAGUUGUAAAAACGGAAACAUGAAUGCAAAAAAUAGUAGCAUUCCUCAUAAUUAUGAUUUAGACAAUAAUAAUGACAAGGAUCUGAAUAACGAUGAUAUCAUAGAUAGAAAUGACAAUGAGAGAAUCAAAAAGAAUGAGAAUAACAUCGAUAAUAAAAGAAGCAGAUUUAUGGGAAAAAGUAAAUCUUUAAACCAAAAUAAUAUUUACGAUGAUAAAGAGGGGAUAAAGUCAUUCGAAAUGAGUACACUUGAUGAUGAUGCAGAAAAAAAUGAUUAUACAAAUGCGUCGAUAAAAAUGAAUUUUGGUAAUAAUUCAAAAUUGAAAGAAAAAAAAAUUGAUACAUAUGGUAGUAUGCCCAAUAGGGAAGCGAACUAUGAUUUUAAAAGUGCAUUAAAUUUUCAAUUUUGUAAAACAAAAAUGUGUCCAUAUAUGAAUACAAAAGAAAAAUGUAAAAGAUUUUCUAAUAAUAUGUGUCCUUAUGCACAUGAUCAAAACGAAUUAAAACCAAUUCCUAAUUUAUAUAAAACUGCAAUGUGCCGGAAUUUUAUGAAAAAUAUGUGUUUCAAAUCCAAGAAAGAAUGCAAAUUUGCACAUCAUGUUGAAGAACUAAGAUCCACUGAUGAAUUUUACAAAACAACAUUAUGCAAAUUUUUCCUUAAUGGGUAUUGCAAGGCAGACAAAAAUUGCAGGCAUGCACAUGGUCAGAAUGAGUUAAAAUGUAGGUCUACAAAUAGUGCACUAUUAGAAAACACAAAUACAAAUAUUAAGCAUUCUAAUACUAAUAAUUAUAGUAGUGGUAGUAACAAUGGCAACAGUAAUAAUACUAAUGACCCUGAUUAUGACAUUAAGAGAUCCAAAUAUUCCAAUAAUAAAAAUUCGGUGAAUGUUUUAAAAUCAUCUGAUGAUUAUUUUUCUCAAAAUGAUAAGGGAAACACUUUAGCAAAGGAAGAAGAUAAUGCUCUAGAAUUAUGUAAUAAUGAAGCAAAUAAUGAAAAUAUGAAAAAAAAAAAAUUUUAUAAUACAUCACGCAAAUUUAUGUCUAUUAGUACAAAGGAUACAUAUUGCUUUACAUCAAAUGGGUUAUCAAAAAAUUAUUUAUCUUUUGAAAAUGAUGACGAUGAAAGCAUAAAAACAAAUUAUGAUUCAAAUUUUGAUAAAAAUGCUGAAAAAAAUAAAUUUAAAAAUAGCGGCAAUUCUAGUAGCUUUUUAAAAUAUGAAGAGUACAAUUCAGAAUGCUCAUUCAAAGCACCUGAAAAUAAUAAUUGUGAUGGAGUAAACAAUAAAGAAAUUAGGGAUACUAUAAAUAAAUCCGUAAAGGAGAAUAUAGAAGUAAGUAGCAAUGAAAGAAAUGUUAAUAAACUAGAAUAUCAAUAUGAAAUGAAAAAUUGCAAUAAUAUUGUAAAUAUGGCAAAGGGAGAAAUGGAAAAUAACAUUGAUAAAGAAGCGAAAAAAAAUGAAUUUGAUGAAUUGAAUAAAGUAGAAAAUAAUAAUAUAAUAUUAAAUGAAAAUUUGCUGUGCCCAAAAGAAAAUGAUAAUACGUGUAAUUUGCAUAACGGUCAUAUAGGAGAAAAUACGCUGGGCCAUGAUGAUCAAAGAAGUUCGAAUGAAUAUAGCAUUCAUGGAAAAAACGAGAAAAAUAAACAUAGCAAGAAAUUAUUAAACCGUUAUGAAAAUAAUAAUAAUAAUAAUAGUAAGGAUAUACUAAUAAAUUCCUAUGAAAAUGAAAAUAAAAAAUUUAAUGGCAAUAUUCACAUGGAUGCGCAAAAAAAUUCAAGUAAUAACGGUGCAUAUAUAAAAAGUCGAUCGUCUACCAUAUCUAAUGAAAAUAAUAAUUAUUAUUGUGGCAUACCCGGGGAUAAAAUUCUUGGAAAAAAUUGCGAAUAUGAAGAUAAUUACGGAAAUAAAAAUAUUAAUGCACAUAAUUAUGAAAUAAAUAAAAAAAAUACACACGAAUAUAAAAAAUCAUGCAAUAAAAUUAAAAGAAAUUUUAAUAACAGCGGUAAUUAUAGUAAUUGCUACGAAAAUAGUUUCAAUAGCAAUAUGGAAAAUACAACUAAUGAUUGUUAUAAUAAUACAUAUAUAAAUAAAUCACAUAGUAAAAAUGGCAAUAAUGAACAUGUAAUAUAUCCAAAUCAAAGAUACAGCAAUAAUAAUAAUAAAAGUGGAAAUAGAAAUAGUAGCAAUGUAAAUAGUAAAUGUAGUAACAAUUAUUGCUAUAAUAACGAUGAUAUGAGUAAUUUUGUGGGGGGUGCAAUAGAUAAUAAUAUACCUGCUAAUAAUUAUGGGCAUAGUAAAGUAGAAAAUGGAAGAAUUAGUAAUAAUAGCGGUCGAAAUAAUAAUUAUUAUGGCUCUUAUAACAGUCACGAUGAUAAUACAAAUAGAUACAUGAAUAAUAACAAAAUAAAUUUUAUAAAUGGAAAACAAAAUAAUAAUUAUGAUUUAUACCGAGGUAAUACAACUAAUGGGAACUACAUUAACAAUAAUAAUUACAAUUCGCAUGAACACCCUUUGUCUAUGUCGAAUAAUAUGAUAAAAUCGAGUAAAAAUUAUAAGGGAAAAAAAAAUAUUUAUAUUAAUAACGAUAAUAAUAGUCAUCACGAAAUGUUUAAUGGCAAUUAUAAUAAUAAUGAAUAUUAUAAUAGUACUUAUGAUGACUAUAAUAACAAUGGUUAUAAUGAUUAUCAAAAUAAGAAGAAUAAAAAAAACGAUAAUAAUCGUAAUAAUAAUGAUAAGAAAAACAACAAAAACAAAAAUAGUAAUGUUAACAAUUUGUACCUAGAAAAUAACGCAAAAUCAAGAGUUAAUAACUAUAGUAAUAAUGAAUUUACCCCAAAUGGAAAUACGCAUAAUAUAGAUAGUUGCAAUAUAUCAAAUGGUGAGUUUUUAAUUGAUAAAUACAAUAAUGAUGAAUGCAAUAAUGAAUACACUAAUGUAAAGAGUAAUGGUGAUGAACUUUUGGAAAAUAAUGUUUCUACAUAUGAUUAUGACGAUAGACAAAUUAAUAUUGGAAAUUUGCAUAAAAGGGAAAAAGGAAAUUCUUAUAAUAACAGAAUAAAUCCUAUAAUGAAAAAUAGUAUGGGUAGUAAUAGUUAUAAAAAUGGAGAUAAUCAAUAUUUUAGUAAUAUUAUUAAUGGUAAUAAUAGGACUAAUAGCCAAAUUAACAAACAUCUCAUGCAUAUGAGUAGUAAUGACAGUGAAAGUAGUAAAAGUCAUAGCGAUGUUCAUUAUAAAAAUUCAAGAGAAAAUGAUAUUAGUACUAUCACAAACAAUACAGAUAUUUCAUCAUAUAAUACAAAUAUAAAUAACAAAAAGGUUAUAGCAAAUGAUAACUUAUUGUAUAAGAAGUCAAAAUCUCAUUCUAAUAAUUUAAAAAUUGGAAUCAAGGGAAAGGGGGAGGAAUUUUUAUUCACAAAUGAAUUAAAAAAAAAAAAAAAAAAAAAAAGUAAUAAAAAUGGAAUAUAUUCAAACACGGGUGAAUUAUUUUAUAAUAAAGAACAGGAAAAUAUGAAAAAUGAUAGUAAAGCUGAACUGAAUGAAAAUGGAGAGCAAAGUGAUAGCAGCAGUGUGAAUUAUAAAAAAAAAAGUAAGAUGUAUUCUGGAAAUUCAAUAAACAGUGUGCAUUUAUAUGAUAAAGAUAUUGUUUCUAGAAGUAAAAAUGUGAAAAAUCGAAAUAAAAGCACUUUUAUUAGUACAGAUGAUCGUGUCCACAAUAUCGAUGAUAAUAAUAACAAUGAAACACUCAAUGUAAUGACUUCUUUUGUAACUCCAUUGAAAGAUUCCAAUGCCGAGAAAGGCAAACAGGAUACCCAUAAUUAUUUAUAUAAUAAUAUAGAGAAAAAUACAGAAGAUGAUAUUUUAGAAAAACCAGUAACAGAUACUAAUAUAAAUUUACAAUAUAAUAAAGAUGAUAGAUGUCUAACGAAUGGAGAGCUUAAAACAUGCGUUUCAUGCUGCCAAUAUAUAAAAAAUGUAGAUAAUUCUGAUUUUAUUUUAAUCGAUGAAUCAUGUUUAAAAUGUGGUCAACUUAUUAAAAAAUCACUAUGCCAAACAAUAAUUGAAUUACUAAAGCCACAAGUGCAAUAUAUAUUUUCAGAUGCUAAUUUUUAUGUUCAAAAUUAUCAAGAUUAA
Plasmodium yoelii is the source of this 4860-nucleotide messenger RNA. Its product is annotated as erythrocyte membrane protein. The transcript has a single exon. Gene Ontology annotation, molecular function: metal ion binding. The record is from RefSeq and is a predicted model, not a curated record. NCBI's taxonomy places the organism in Eukaryota, Apicomplexa, Aconoidasida, Haemosporida, Plasmodiidae. The coding region runs from base 1 to 4860 and encodes 1619 amino acids.